AUGUCUAAGGAUCCCACACCGCGUGGUGAAGAGCCAAAUCUGCCAUACAUGGACGUCGUCAAAGACGGCACCGCCACAGUACACGCUGGGCGUCUUCCAGAAGAGAUGUAUACGAAGGCUUUGAAUCCCCGGAGGGCAGCCAUAAGGAGGCAGAUGGUGGAGAUUGUGAAGGUGGAGACUCCUGUAUUGGCUAAACUGCAGGCUUUCUCACGAACCCCAUUUUUGGAUGCCUACUUCGUGUAUACAUCUAUGCUUGGAACUCAUACUUUCUUCAUGAUGUUCCUGCCGACACUUUUCUUCUUCGGGCACGAUGUUCAAGGACGCGGUUUGAUCUUUGUUCUUGCACUCGGCGUAUACUCGUCGUCCCUCCUCAAGGAUUUUGUCUGCUCACCAAGACCAUUUGCGUUGCCCGUUACGCGUCUCUCUGUCGGCUCACACCACCUUGAAUACGGCUUACCGUCCACGCACACGACCAAUGCCGUGUCCAUGGCUCUUUUCCUUCUCGGGCUCGCAUACGACCUUUUCCGCGAAGAAAAGAUAGGGCAGAACACAUUCUCGAUCUGCUCUGGCAUUGCGGCAUUUUAUGUCUUGACAAUUGCGGGCGGAAGACUGUACACGGGGGCGAACGUGACAAUCGGUGGUUUGCUCGGCCUGGCCAUGUCCUUAGUACAAAUAUACUGGCUGCCUUACGUUGAAAGAUGGGUCAUCAAUGGCGGAUGGUAUGCCCCCUUGAUCAUGGUCGUCGUAGGCCUCCUCCUAGUACACAAGCACCCGCAACCGGUGGACGACUGUCCCUGCUUCGAAGAUGCCAUAGCCUUCAACUCCGUCGUACUCGGGAUCCUCCUCGGCCUAUCCUUCUCCGUCAAUUUCCCGGCGCUCGCCUCGCCCACUUCCCUCCGGGUCUUCGCCCCAACCGACCUCCCUUCGACUUUCAAUACCACCUACAUUUUCACUCCUGCCGCGUACGAGAUCGGAGCCGGCAAUGUUGACAUCACGGCCGUAGCGUUCAUGCAAUAUCUUGUCGUCGCCGCUACCAAACUUGUCGGAGGCAUCCUCGCCAUCUUCGCCUUCCGUCUCAUCAUGAAACCCUUCUUACACGCCGUCCUUCCGCCCAUCUACCGUUUCCUCGCGCAUACAGUGCCCAAGUUCCUGCCCGGGUGGGACCUGCCCACUCGUAGGUACUACACCCCUGCGACUGAAUACGGAAGGAUGCCGGCGUAUGGAGGACAUGAGGGUGCUGGUGUGCAUGAUGGAGGGUUGGGGGAGUUGAGGCCUGUCCCGAGUAUGGUGGAUUUGAGCUUGGAGCUGUCAGGUGCGUGGGAGGUCGCGCCGAAUAAUGGAAUGGCCAGUGGACAUAGCGCGGGCGGAGAUGACGCUCGGGUCGGAAACACAAUGGUCAGAAGGACGGUCGCAGCGGGAGGUGACGAUGACGCCAAGGUAGACUUCAAGAAGUAUGUCGAGGCGAAUGAGGGAGGCGGAGAGGUUGAGGAACCGGAGGUCGUCAAGCAUUAUGAUGCUGAUGUGUUGACGAAGUUCAUCGUCUAUACGGGUAUCGGCUUCAUGGCUCAGGUCGUGUGCCCCGCUACUAUGGAGGCGGUCGGAUUGGGUGUUGUGUCGCGGUUGUGA
Molecule: messenger RNA, 1626 nt
Organism: Stereum hirsutum FP-91666 SS1
Lineage: Eukaryota; Fungi; Basidiomycota; Agaricomycetes; Russulales; Stereaceae
Exons: 7
Coding region: 1-1626 (541 amino acids)
Cellular component (GO): endoplasmic reticulum membrane
Molecular function (GO): sphingosine-1-phosphate phosphatase activity
Source: RefSeq, a predicted model, not a curated record